CACAAGCAGCAUUACUGCUUAGUAACUAGUAACAGCAAGAGUUAGCUAGCAAAUGGCUAUGUCUAAGUACUGCGGCAAUGGCGGCUACGACUACGGCUACAACUACGGCUACGGCUACAGCAAGCCGCAGGUGAGCUACCACAGCCAAAGCUCCGAGCAGGUGACCACCGUCGUGACACAGAUGGACGGGAUGAGCGUCAACGAGAAUUCGUGCUACGGCGUCGCCGGCGGCGGCGGCGGCGUGCAGAAGAAGAAGUCGUUCCGGGAGGAGGUGUACGAGGAGGACGACGUCCAGGUGCUGUACCCGACCCACAACGGUGGCGCCGUGAAGAAGCAAACCUACAAGGAGGAGAAGGAGGACGAGGUGUACGAGGAGGGCGGCGGCGGCUACGCUCGCCAGCACGGCGGCGGCGCCGGCGGGCAGAAGCAUGCCUACCAGCAGGAGGUGUUCGACAAGUACGACGCCGGUGGGUACGCUCGCCAUAGUGGCGGCGGCGUGCAGAAGCAGUACUCCUCCUACCACAAGCAAGAGGAGUGCGCCGCCGCCGGUGGGCGCGCCCGCCAGCACAACGGCGGCGGCGGCGGCGUGCAGAAGCAGUACUCCUCCUACCACGAGCAAGAGGGGUACGUCGCCGGUGGGCGCGCUCGCCAGCACACCGGCGGCGGCGUGCAGAAGCAGUACUCCUCGUACCACGAGCAAGAGGAGUACGCCGCCGGAGAGUAUGCUCGCCACAACGGCGGCGGCGUGCAGAAGCAGCACUCCUACCACGAGGAAGAGGAGUGCCACGCCGGCGGCGCCGUGAAGAAGCACACCUACAAGAAGCAGGAGGUGAUCAACGGUGCCCACGGCGGCGAGUACAAUCGCCACAGCACCGUCGCGGCGGUGGCCGGCGGUGGGCACCGCUACGGCGGCGCUGCGGCAACGUACGGCUCCGGCAACGCGUGCAACAAGCAGCAGGCGUACUACCACCAGUCGUCGUACGGCUGCGAGGAGGAGGACGGGUCGAACGACGACGACAGCGACGACGACGACGAGUGCGAGGACGACGACAGCGACGACGACGACGACUGCCCCCCUAGCCGCCAAGGCAGCGUCGUCCACGGCUACCAGGCGUACCAGCACGAGGAGAAGCAUCGCGCCGGCCGCAACCACGGCGGCGCCGGCACGCGCCACUACCACGCUUACGAGUGCCGCGAGGAGCACGGCGGCGCGCAGCGCUACGAGAAGUACGAGAGCUCCACUCAGGUGGGCUACGCCGCCGCCGGCCGCCGCGGAUGUGUGCGAGCCAAGGUCAGGCCGGGCAACAUCAUGGUCUAAUCAGCCAACCAUGCAUGCCUUGCAUGCAGCUCCUGCUUCUUCCGUGAUGCAACGUAUCCCUCUCGCUGAUUAGGCGUUAAGGCAUAUCCGUGACGUUAACUGCGUUGUCAAUGCGCUUAAUGUGCGGCUUGACCUCUAAGUGUCUAGAAUAAACUGUUCGACAUGCUUUGAUUAAUAUGCGACUUAUCUAUUGCAUCGAAAAUAAAUUGCAAGGAUGUAUAAUAAGCUCUUAUAAAGCGAAAGGUUUGACGAGUCUUUGUUUGAACUUAUUUGUUACUGUUGCUAGGGACAUAUUUGGCACGAGGUGGUGAGGGCUUGAGCUCCCGCUACCGUCGUUAGGAAC
Oryza brachyantha (malo sina) is the source of this 1661-nucleotide messenger RNA. Its product is annotated as glycine-rich cell wall structural protein 1.8-like. Lineage: Eukaryota; Viridiplantae; Streptophyta; Magnoliopsida; Poales; Poaceae. The transcript has a single exon. The record is from RefSeq and is a predicted model, not a curated record. Bases 53 to 1318 code for a protein of 421 amino acids.